This is a messenger RNA of Tetrahymena thermophila SB210, 1515 nucleotides long. Its product is annotated as cell surface immobilization antigen. The transcript has a single exon. The record is from RefSeq and is a predicted model, not a curated record. NCBI's taxonomy places the organism in Eukaryota, Ciliophora, Oligohymenophorea, Hymenostomatida, Tetrahymenidae.
UUCAUGUAUUUUAAGAUGAGAUAUAAAAAAGGCAAAAAUCCAUAUAAAAAUUUUAAUUAACAAACAAACAAAUUCUACAUAAUUAAAAUGCUUUAAAAAAUUUUCAUUCUAUCUCUCAUUUCAGUAUAAUUAUAAUUAGUUUUAGCUAGUCCUGGAGUACCUGUUCGUUGUGGUAUGUCUAAUGAUUCUAAAUCGUGUGGUACUUCUGGCGGAAGUAGUUGGGUUAGUUCUGAUGGUGGCUUAUUCUAUAUCGCAGAUUGUUCUAAUAUAGGUACUUUGAGCUAAGCAUUUGACACUAUUUGCGCUUCUUGCUUUUCAGGAAGCCUUUAAUUUGUUAAUAGCAAUUAAGAUGGUUGCUAAAGUACCCCUUCUAUGGUAGGCGAUAAUGCUCCAUGCUAAAAAGAUGGUGUUUGUUCUUAUAUUACUUGUGGUAGUCCAUAGGCUUUUAAUUGGUUAAAAUCUAAUGGAGAUACUAAAAAUUGCUAUAUUUAAUCAUUACAAGCUCUUCCUAAUAUUCCAGUUGGCUUUUCUAUAUUAAAUGACUAUAUGUGUCAAUCAGCUGAUGGAGCUACUUAUUUUGCUAACUCUUAUGGUUCUUAUUGCGUUGAAACUUCAGCCAGUUGCUCAAGAAAUAAAAAUUGGAAUGAUAAAGAUUGUAAUAUUUGUAAUGCAAAUGGAGCAAACUCAGCAAAUAUUUAUGCUUCUUCAGAUUAAACUUAAUGUACAAAUACUGUUUCAGCAGGUGUUAAUGUUCCAUGUUAAACUGGCGGUAGCUGCUCUAACUGUAACUCCCCUACAGGUUUCGCUUUUUCUAAAUCCACAAUAAGUGGAGAUAGCUCUAAUUGUUUUGUAACUUCUUGUUCAGCUACUGUUUUUCCUACUACAGGAUUGAAUGAUUACUUCUGUAGUUCAUGUAGUAAAUCUAAUAAAUUUGCUAAUUUAGCAGGAACAGCUUGCCUAAACAUUCAAUAAAGUUGUACUAGAACAAGUAAUUGGUUUGAUUCAGAUUGUGAAAAAUGCAAUGCAGGUACUGCAAAUGCAGCAAAAAAGUAUGCUUCCGCAGAUUAAAAAAGCUGCAUCGAUUCUCUUCCAUCCAUUCCAGGUAAUCUAGUACCCUGCUAAACUGGAGGUAGUUGUAAUAGUUGUAGUGCCCCAACUGGAUUUACUUUCACUAAAUCUACAGCUAGUAGUGAUAAUACAAAUUGUUUUAUUACAUCUUGUUUAGCAACUUCAAUACCAAUUACAAAUUUAUCUGAUAAUUAUUGCGGCUCAUGUAAUAAAGCUAAUUAAUUUGCUAAUUCUUAUGGUACAGCUUGUGUAAACAGUAAAAGUUCAUGUUCUAAAAAAUAAGGUUGGACUGAUGAAGAUUGUUAAAUAUGCAAUGCAAAUGGUAGUAGUUCUACAAAUUUGUAUGCGAGCUAAAAUAAAACGUAAUGUGUUUCUAUAAAACCUACAUCCUCUGCAUCAUAACUGAUGGUAUUUAUCGGUUUAAUAGUUUUUUCCAUCCUUUUUUGA